AUAAAAGUCAUUAGGAUUUUGUAAAUAAAAAUCUCCAACAAAAAUAAAACAUUUCAGUCUUGCUUGUUUCACGAAACAAGCGCAGACAUGUUGCGAAGGAUUGCGUUCUUCGCCCUUCUCAUAUUUAUGAUCGAAGCUGCACCAUUUAACGACAAUUCGGAUGUAGAAAAUUCAUUGGCGGAGAUAGAAGAUCUAAAAGACAGAAUUGGCGAAAAAGAGAAUGCCUUGGAAUUCGUUCCUUUGCUAGAUGAAGAAGAAAACAGCGAUAUUGAGGAAGCGUUACCAGAAAAAUCAGAUCCGUGGUUUGGAGGACGCCGAGGGGGCUUUCGAGGUGGAUUUCGGCGUAGCUUUCGAAGUUUUCGACGUGGUAUCAGGCGUAGUUUUAGACGAUUCCGCCGAGGGGUUAGGCGAUACAUUAUAAGAAGACCGAUCCGAAGGGCAUUUCGACGGGUUAGGCGAUACAUCAGAAGAAAACCGAUCCGAAGGGCGUUUCGACGGGUUAGGCGAUACAUCAGAAGAAAACCAGUCCGAAGGGCGUUUCGACGUGUCAGGCGAUACAUCAAAAGAAAACCGAUUCGAAGGGCGUUUCGACGGGUCAGGCGAUACAUCAAAAGAAAACCGAUUCGAAGAGCAAUUAGACGGGUCAGGCGAUACAUCAAAAGAAAACCGAUUCGAAGGGCGUUUCGACGGGUCAGGCGAUACAUCAAAAGAAAACCGAUUCGAAGGGCGUUUCGACGGGUCAGGCGAUACAUCAAAAGAAAACCGAUUCGAAGGGCGAUUAGACGGGUUAGGCGAUAUAUCAAAAGAAAACCGAUUCGAAGAGCGAUUAGACGGGUUAGGCGAUAUAUCAAAAGAAAACCGAUACGUCGAUUGGUUCGAAGAAUUGGAUCGCGUUUACGACGGAUCGGAAAAAGAAUAGGUCGCAAAUUUAGGCAAAUUACUCGUAAAACAAGAAGUUUUCUUAAAAGAAUAAGAAGAAAAAGUUUUAGACAAUGGCUGAAGAGAAAGAGAGGAGGGGAACGAAAAGGGUUUUGGUUAAAGAAAAAACCGACAACGAGCAAAAAAAGUUGGUUAAAAAAAUACGGACGGGUGAUCGGUAAAGUAUUAGGGGAGUUAUUGAAAGGUGGAAUAGGUGGAGGUACUGGAGGUGAAACUGGCGGAGGCGGUGGCGAAACUGGCGGUGGCGGAGGACAAACUGGCGGUGGUGGAGGCGAAACUGGCGGUGGCGGAGGACAAACUGGCGGUGGCGGUGGAAAACCGACAGUCCCCGUUAAAGAGGAACUCCGAUUUGUUAAUGUUAUGUUUCAAAAUUUUGCAGAAACUAACGCCACAAUCGUUCCGUCAAAAUCAGACGCCAGUGAACUCGAAAUUCCGGCUGGGCAAUCGAGACAAUUUUAUUAUGAAGAGUUAAACACUGGAGUUGCAAAGGCGAUUACUUUUUCUGCGUUAGAUAUCAAAGAAUCGUCAGUCUCACCACUUAAACUAAACAACUUCUUUAGUUAUGCUGUUCUUCCUCGGACGAACAACAAAACAUUGAUUCGUGUAAACGUGACAUCUUUAGAUAAAUCCGACGCCGUUGAAGCUAAUGACGAAGACGAGUUGGAUGACAGUGACGAAGACUUAAUCGAGCCAAUAAAAAACGUUCACGAUAGCGAUGAAGAGUUGACAGAAGAUGUUAAUGACGAUGAAGAUGGUGAAGAAGAAAUGGACAGUGUCGACGACAGCGACGAAGUAGCUCCCAAUGGCGACGAUAACGAUGAAGAAAUGACUGAUGGCGGUAAUGAUGACGGUAUUGAUAACGACAUUAUUGAUAGCGAUGAUGAAGAAGAGGCGGAACCAGAAGGAGAGACGGAAAAUGAUGACGUUGACGAUGAAGAAGGCGUAAAUGACGUCGACGAGUUGGAAGACGACGACGGUGACGACGACGGUGAAGAUGACGGAGAUGUUGAGCAGUCUUUUGAUGAUGACGAAGAGCAGUAUCAUAAUGUAUCAAAAUAAGCGAAUGUUCUCGUAUUAGUAGUACAUUUUUGCACAACAUAUGUAGGUCUUGUCAGGUGUAUUAUUUUGUAAAUUAGGAUUUUUUUGGAUAUAAAAAAAUUGGAUUGUGAAA
This is a messenger RNA of Hydractinia symbiolongicarpus, 2110 nucleotides long. RefSeq lists its product as uncharacterized. Lineage: Eukaryota; Metazoa; Cnidaria; Hydrozoa; Anthoathecata; Hydractiniidae. The transcript has 7 exons. The coding region runs from base 88 to 1998 and encodes 636 amino acids. The record is from RefSeq and is a predicted model, not a curated record.